Solanum tuberosum (potato) is the source of this 814-nucleotide messenger RNA. Its product is annotated as aluminum-activated malate transporter 2-like. Gene Ontology annotation, biological process: malate transport. The record is from RefSeq and is a predicted model, not a curated record. The transcript is spliced from 4 exons. Bases 1 to 798 code for a protein of 265 amino acids. Lineage: Eukaryota; Viridiplantae; Streptophyta; Magnoliopsida; Solanales; Solanaceae.
AUGACUGUCACAUUGUAUGAUGGAACAGGUGUUGGUGCAACAUACUCGAGGUUGAUACCAAGUGUGAAGAAGAAAUAUGACUAUGGAGUUUUGAUAUUUAUAUUAACAUUCAGUUUAGUAGUAGUAUCAGGUGUUAGAGCAGACAAAAUAAUGAAGUUGGCUGGAGAGAGACUGUCCAACAUUGUGAUGGGCUUUGCUGUUUGCAUAUUUACAAGGUGCUUAGAGGAAUAUUUUGUGAUAGCCAAUGAUAAGGAAAAAAAGGCAACAAUUGACAUCAGUGGAUGCAAAUCAGUGAUGCACUCCAAGUCUAGUGAUGAGUCAUUGGCAAAUUUUGCAAAGUGGGAACCUUGGCAUGGAAAAUUUGGAUUUUUUUAUCCAUGGGAGAAGUAUUUGAAUAUUGGAGAAGUUUUAAGGGAACUUGCAGCAAUGAUCAUCUCAUUUAAAGGAUGCAUUCAAUCAGUCAGACAGUCGUCCCCAACGGAAAGAGACAGCAUAAGAGAACCAUGCGAGAAAAUAGGGUUGUCACUAGCAACAAUUUUGAUGGAACUUGGAGAUAGCAUAAGAGACAUGAAAAGAUGUCGUGCCAAAAGUUUGAUAACACAAUCCAUGAGAGAAGAGCUAAGCCUCCUUGUAAACUUAGACAAUAAUAAUAAUUCGACUGAUAAUGAAAGUACUCUUGGAUUGGCCAGCUUUAUUUUUCAAAUUUUAGAGAUGGUGGACAAGGUUGAAUUGUUGGCUACCAAGGUGGAAGAACUUGGUGAAAUUGCUCACUUUCACGACAAGAAACUUGAUGUGUGACUAUAAUGUCUUUGGU